Mesocestoides corti is the source of this 1206-nucleotide messenger RNA. NCBI's taxonomy places the organism in Eukaryota, Metazoa, Platyhelminthes, Cestoda, Cyclophyllidea, Mesocestoididae. The record is from the annotation of a GenBank genome assembly.
AUGGCUUCGUACUGCACUAUAAUUGGUCAGGUCAUCGUGACCUCAACGAGUUUUCUUUAUAACACAUCUCCUCCCCUUCCUCCUCUCCGACUUGUAGAGCAAGGUCAAAAUCGGAGAUUCGACUUGAGCGCCGAUAUAACACCCUCGGCGGUUAAUCAGGCGACGUUUGACGAACACCUGCUCGCCAUCGCUGACGACGGCAGUGAAGUUGGCUUCUAUGACUGCAGCGUAACCACGCCUGACGACAAGACCGUGGUGGUGAAGGUGCAAAGCCAAUAUGCCAUCGGCGAAACCAAAUACACCAUCGAGCUCACCUCUGAGCUGGGAAUCAACCUUGGCAUCUUCAGUGAGUCCUACAAGCAGACACAGACGGCAAACAACAAGUCCGUCGUGCGGAGGCUUCGAGCCCAGCGCGACCUGAAGGACCUCCGAGUGGAGACUGAGGUCUGCGCGGACGGGGUGUUGACGAAAUUCGAGAGAAUUUAUGAUCUGAGAGACGUUGAACUGUUCCUAGCCAACGGGGCUGUCCUGGUGAUGCAGAGGGUCUACGCCAUAACAGGCGCCCAGAGCAGGGUCACCCUGAACACCCUCGACAUCGAUGGAACACUGUGUUGCCUUGCUUGUGAGUUCUUGGGUGGAAAGGAUGCGAAUUGCGACAGUACGAGCAUGUCUGAGGUUGCUGUCGAACAGACACUGUGUUCACCUACUGGACACAGCAUCACCACUCAAAAGUACUUUACGACUUACGGGCAGUUGGUGUCCGUAGUGCAGAUCGGUUCGCCGGUGGUGUUCAAGCUGGCCCAACCCCCACUCCCCAUUAUCAAAGAUCAGUAUUUGCCCAUUCCACACGUCGGAGAAGACGACUUCUUCUGGCGGGACAAUAUAUCAUACUGCACGCUCGAUUUUGAUUGGUCCAACGAAAAUGCGUGUUCGCUUGCCGCUCGAAUUAGCCUCGAACAAAACCACAGCCCUUUUAACAACUGGCUAAUCACUGAGACUCGCCGCUGUUUUUUUUUCUUGCAGGAAGAACUGAUUAGCCAGUAUCAUCUGUACCUCUACGACCACCCCGAAUUCACAGACCUGCUGAAGGACUUCCUGCAGGCACUUCUGAUGGAGAAGCCCGAGGACACGUACAACUUCGCCGCCGACUACUUUACCAGCUUCUCAAAGCGAAGAGAGGAGACCACGUGCCUCAAGCAGGCCUGA